AUGAGUGAAUCGAUUGUAGACCCAUCCAAUCGCUAUUUGAGGUGUGAAGUCAGACAGAAAAUUAACCGCACAACUGUUUAUAAAUGCCUCGAUCAAGAGGAAAGCAGUCCUGCAGAUUGGUAUGAAAUUUCGAUUGAAAAUAUGCCACCUGAAUCUCUCUCAAGUCUCAAGGUUUUCAUGACAUCUUUCUCGCAAAUAAAACAUCCAAACCUUUUACAGAUUAGUAGAGCCUGGUUAGAUUCUGCAAGAAAAACUUUCGUAUACGUCACAGAAGUCUUCUCGCGAAAAACAUUAAGAAACUAUUUGACAGAACUAACAACGAGGCCGGCUACCUCUGUCAUUUCAAAAUGGUGUAUACAGAUCUUGAACGGAUUAAUGGCAUUACACAACGCAGUUCCGCCAAUUAUACAUAACGACUUGACUUGCAAUAACAUAUACAUUGAUGUUAAUACAGGCAUAAUCAAAAUCGGAAUUCCUUCUUUCGAAGCUGUAUUAUUUAAUUGGAUUUCGCCAGUUGCGCCUAUCGAAGUUCAGAAGGGACUUGCCGAGCCAAGGUCAGAUGUUUGGUCCCUCGGCCUUUGCGUUAUAGAAAUGGCAACUGGCGAACAACCUUAUUCAGAUAAACCAUCACCAAAGGAUUCAAUCUUGAAGGGAGAAUCGCCUUCCUCUGUUGGACAGGUUUCUGACCCUUCUGUAGCAGAUUUCAUUACUUGCUGUUUGUUGCCAGUUGAUAUGAGGCCUUCUACGCAGGCUUUAUUCGAAUAUACAUUGAUUUCAGAGAACUAUGAGCCCCCACCGGCUGAUCCAGAGCCAUCUGCUAUUCAACAGUUGCAGGCAAAGCAAAAAUCAGAAUAUGAUAAUUUGCUCGCCCGCCAAGAGAAAGAACGAAGGGAGCUUAUAGCCAAGAUUAAGGCUAGACUGAAAAAAACGGCAUCAUUACGUGACUUACUCAAAUAA
Molecule: messenger RNA, 957 nt
Organism: Trichomonas vaginalis G3
Lineage: Eukaryota; Parabasalia; Trichomonadida; Trichomonadidae
Product: protein serine/threonine kinase protein
Exons: 1
Coding region: 1-957 (318 amino acids)
Biological process (GO): intracellular signal transduction; protein phosphorylation
Cellular component (GO): cytoplasm
Molecular function (GO): ATP binding; protein serine/threonine kinase activity
Source: RefSeq, a predicted model, not a curated record